Messenger RNA from Strongylocentrotus purpuratus (purple sea urchin), 2212 nucleotides. RefSeq names its product cytochrome b-c1 complex subunit 2, mitochondrial (gene uqcrc2). Gene Ontology annotation, molecular function: metal ion binding. Gene Ontology annotation, cellular component: mitochondrion. Lineage: Eukaryota; Metazoa; Echinodermata; Echinoidea; Camarodonta; Strongylocentrotidae. The coding region runs from base 29 to 1450 and encodes 473 amino acids. The record is from RefSeq and is a predicted model, not a curated record. The transcript has 12 exons.
UAAGAACCAUUUCAAAAUAGAGGGCGACAUGUCAAAACUGGUAAGCGGUGCGGCCAUCUUGUUACGAUUUCCGCAGAGAGCAAGAAGAAUGUCUGUUUCAACUUUCAGACCAGCAGUUGUCUCACUUUCGAGACGUUGGUUCUCUGCUCAAGCUGCAACACAAGCCAGGCAAGCAGAGGCAGAAAAACAUGAAGUUCAGGUAACCAAACUUCCAAGCGGGCUGACUGUAGCCUCUCUGGAAAACAACUCUCCUGUCUCCAGGCUAGCGGUGAUCGUCAAGGCCGGCUCCAGAUAUGAGGGCAUUGACAACCUGGGUGCAUCACAUUGUUUGCGAGCAUUCGGUCACUUGACGACAAGCGGUGCUUCAGCCCUCAGCAUCACCCGCGGUUUAGAGGAGGUAGGAGGCUCGUUGGAAACAAGUACAACCAGGGAACAUGUCACAUACAGCGUCCAAUGCCUCAGAGACAAUCUAGACACCGGAAUGUUCUACCUCAAGAAUGUGUCCACCGGCCAGGAGUUCAGGCCAUGGGAAGUCAAAGACAACAACGAGAGAUUGCUCUUUGAUCUGGCUUGCUACAAGGAUCAGCUCCAACUCAAUGUGAUGGAGCAGCUCCACAGCGCAGCCUACAGGGACACUCUGGGCCAAUCUAUCUACGCGCCCGAGUACAUGGUGGGCAAACACAGCACCCAGAUGCUGAAGGACUUCGCCACCAGUCGCUUCACCGCCGACAACAUGGCUCUCGUCGGUGUCGGUGUUGAUCACAGUGACCUGAAGGCCUUUGGCGAGUCAUUUGAUCUUCAACGUGGUGACCCCUCAACUCCAGCUGCAAAGUAUUCAGGUGGUGAGCUGAGGAACCAGUGCGACAGCCCCCUGGCCUAUGCCGCCGUGGGCGUAGAGGGCGCCAAUCUGACCGGCAAGGACCUUCUGGUCACUGGCAUCCUUCACCAGCUGAUGGGCAGUGCACCGUACAUCAAGAGAGGAAGCAACCUGGCCACCUCCAAGGCUAGCCAGGCAGCCUCCAAGGCUUCUUCGCUCCCUCAUGCCGUGAACUGCUUCAAUCUGCCAUACUCAGACUCUGGUCUCUUUGGAUUCUUUGCCAUCACCCAGCCCAAUGAUAUGGCUCCUGUGCUCAAAUCCCUCUUGGGACAGUUUGGAGCCAUGACCAAGGGAAACGUUGGUGCCCAGGACCUCCAGAGAGCAAAGAACCAACUGAAGGCCGCUGUCUUCAUGAACCUUGAGAACCAAGGUGCUCUCCUUGAAGACAUGGCUGUCCAGGCCCUACAUUCUGGAUCCUACGUCAACGCUGCUGCUGUUGCCAAGGCUGUCGAUGGUAUCACUGCUGAGGAUGUAUCGAGGGUCGCCAAGCGUAUCUUCAACGGCAAGAGCUCGAUGGCAGCCAGCGGCAACCUCAUCAACACCCCCUACAUGGACCAGCUUCUGACGUCAUGAGUGCACCCUCUAUCAUAGAAUAAAUUAUAGUUAGAUGUACAGGAGUUCCUUGUUUUGUGUCUAUCAGAGAUAUGAAUUUGAAGAGUUAUUCUAUUUGAAAGUGAUGUGAAAGGAAACCAAGUUGACGAAACUGAAAGACUUUGGGAAUCAUAAUUUCUUCCCCCAAUCCCCAAUGAUUGCAUAUUUUAGUAACAAAAGAACACACAACAAUACCUACAUUUUAAGUAUUUGUGUCAGCAUUCUAUCAAAAUUGAAACACGUGUCAUGAAAUAAAGAUAUGUAUUUGCUCUGAAGAUUUAGCAGAAUUUGAAUACUACCCUGUAUAUGCAUACACAUGUGCUGCAUGUACAUGCAUAAACACUGUACUCCUUGCACAUGCAUGGGCUCGUACUUUGGUACGAGGUAGUGAUGGGAAUCAUAACAAUUUGGCAAUGUUUGCUUUUUUCUGGCAAUAAUUGACAAUGCUGAUUUGAUAAAUUCUUAGAAAAAAUGGCAUUAUCUCUCACCUUCAUGUUUUUCUUAAGGAGACAGCAUUAAAGAGAGAGAAUAUGGGGAUGUUUGUUCAAUACAUGCAACUUGAAAUACUAGUAAUAUAUAUGUGUGUAUAUUUCAGAAUGUGUAAUAUUGAACCAAAAAUACAUCCUUUGAAAAAUAUUAGAAGCCAAGAAACAGGUCAUCCUUGAAAUGUUUCCAUUAUUUGUCUUGUUCAACUGCUACUACAAGGAGUCAACUGACAAAAUAAAAUGAAAAAGUUACUUGAGA